UUCCCGGGGAGCGUUGCUCUCGCCUUUCCGCGAGCGCCUGGUGUCGUCUCUUUGUGCUGAUGAUUCGUGGGCGCAUUCUCAUUGUACGGUCGGGAUCGCACUGUGGUAUUGGUAGUUGUCGCUUAUAUCAACACAAAGAUAUAUGGUGAAACACUGCCAUUUCAACAUGAUAUAUUUUCGAACAACCUGUGUCUUUUCUGGAAUCAUGACAUUGGCGUAUUUCGGGAUAUAUGGAGUUGAUGGAACGCCGACAGUUAUUUUAGCGACAUAUCCUGAUACCCAGAAUACAACAGUUGUAGCGGGAAGUGAUGUUGUUUUGGAGUGUACGGGUAGCGCAUCAGGCUUGUUCGCCUGGUACAAAGUUGGUAGUUGGAGAAAGUAUGUUGCUGAUUUUCAAGGAAAGUCUGGACCAUGCGGUUUACGCCUCGGAGAAUCACUUCUGCCAGGCCUGUCACUGGGAAACGAGGACUGCAGUAAACAUGCUCUCAAAAUCUCCAACAUCAGUAACGAGCACGAUGGAAUUUGGAAAUGUACACACAAUCAAUUAACCAGGAGGAUCCAUGUCCAUGUUGUGGCGCCAACGGCAGAACAAACAACUUUAAAAACAACGAGUCUGACAUCGUCAACAAGGGCAAAAGUGGCAUCAACAUCAACAGCUCAAGCCACGACUACGUCCAGUGUCCCCGGACAAACAACUGAAGUAACAACGACUACGUCAUCGUCAACAAGGGCAAAAGUGGCAUCAACAUCAACAGCUCAAACCACGACUACGUCCAGUGUCCCCGGAUCUACUCACUCAACAAAUAAACCUACAACCUCUGUAACGGUUAGAAGCAGUCCUGGGUACAAGAUUCAAAGCAGAACCAAAGACUCUACAAAUCCCCAAACACCCCCCGUAAACUCCAUGCUUCCCCUGCUUGGCGGAACCAUUGGCGGCGCUCUGUUUCUACUUGCUGCCGUCAUCGCCGUCUGCUGCUUACUCCGAUCAAGGAAACAGAGGCACACCGAUGGCUCUGCUGAGCGGCCUGGCAAAGGCCAUCAAAGAAAUCAAGAUCCGGAACAGGGAGAAGAUGAUGUGAUGGUGGGUAAUCCCAUCUACAGCAGCUACGAUGGGGGCGUGGAUUAUGCCCAGAUAGGUGGGGCCAGACAGACAGCCAGCACCAAGGACUCCCAGGCGUCCCCUGGUACAUCUCAGGAGGUUGCAGACAUAUACGCCAUCCCGGAUAAACAGCGUCCAUCAACACUGAAGGCGGAGGCUGUUGCCUGUGAUGUGUACAGCGUCGUACAGAAACAACCCAAGUCGGAAGGCCAGGGAAUGUCGCACCAGCCGACGGACAAAGAUGAUGGGGCUGCUGAAUGUGAUGUGUACAGCGUGGUACAGAAACAGCCCCAGUGAGAGGGUCGGGCAGUGUCAGUCCACUCGACAGACAAGGGAGGUGAGGUGUCUGAGCUGUACAGCUAGGUGUAGAAGCCACAAGAUCAUGGGUAGUAAGACAAGAUCAAGACUGUGAAGUGGACUGUGAAGUGGACUGAGGUGGACUGUGAAGUGGAAUGUGAGGUGGACUGUGGGGUGGUCUGUGAAGUGGACUGUGAG
Haliotis rufescens (red abalone) is the source of this 1594-nucleotide messenger RNA. Its product is annotated as endochitinase A-like. The coding region runs from base 143 to 1396 and encodes 417 amino acids. The transcript has 10 exons. NCBI's taxonomy places the organism in Eukaryota, Metazoa, Mollusca, Gastropoda, Lepetellida, Haliotidae. The record is from RefSeq and is a predicted model, not a curated record.